AUGGUGCGGGUGUUGAUUGGUAACGCCGCUAGCCGAGUCGCAGUCUUGGCAGUACUGCUGAUACUCGUCGGGUUUGUGGCCUGCGGUGGGGGAGCCGAGGAGAGUGAGUCUCUCACCAUGGGCGCUAUGGAUGAGUCCGCAAUGGUAGAGGCUGCGUCGGACUCUUUUUCGUUGUCGCAAACGGAUGAGAGGGAGGUCUCCGAGGCGCUGGAGGAUUCUGCUGAGGAGGAGGGCUCUGAGGGAGCAUCUGCAAGUUUCUUCCAGAGCUCCCCGCUGACAGACGAGGCUCAAACAGGGGUUCAACCCAAGAACAGGGUCAUCGUUCGUACAGUUGAUAUGGGCAUCAUCGUUCCGGAUGUACCAGAGGCUGCAGACGAAAUCGUUGCAGUGGCCGGCCGGGUUGGCGGCUGGCAGGUCAGUUCAGACCGCAGCCAGAGGCAUCACGCGACCGUCUCCGUGAGGGUACCGGCCGAGGUCCUCGAUGAAUUCAUCCUGUCAAUCAGGAAAAUGGCAGACCUUGUGGAAUUCGAGACAUCCAGCAGCCGCGACGUCACAGACGAAUACGUCGACAACGAGGCCCGCCUCAGCGGGCUGCGGGCCACCGAGGAGCGGCUGCUGGAAUUCCUGGGACAAUCCGCCAAAGUAGACGACGCCCUGAAAGUCCAGGCGGAGCUGACCAGGAUCCAGCUUGAGAUAGAGACGAUCCAGGGCAGACUCCGAUUCCUCUCUCAGACCUCUGCUUUUUCCCUCGUCAACCUGUCUCUUACCACCAAGCCCGGCGAAAUGGAUGUUGAGAUCGGACCGGACGCAGCGACCUACCGAGCCGGAUUGAGCGCCGGUUUCCGCGCCACCUUUAGCCCCCCGGAUGGGGUGGACGAAUUUACCUUCACCUGGGACUUUGGCGACGGGGCCGAGCCGAUUCAGGGCAACCGCACAGCCCCUACCACCGAGGUGGGCGAGCGAGUUACAUCUACCGUCUCCCAUGCUUUCCUGGAUGUUGAGCAGUCGCCAUACAUCGUUCAUCUGAACGUCAGGGGGAUCGGAGAUGCAGGGCUGUUUCUGGGUUCGGACACGCUCAUCGCCACGGUAACGGAGAUCCCCGCGAUCGAGGUAUUCGCCGGAGAGGACCGGGUUGUGGACGAGGGCGACAAUGUGGAUUACAGCGGCUCCUUUACCCGCCCCGAGGAACUUUGGGACUUCCAAUAUCGAUGGGACUUCGGCGACGGCACCGCAACAGUGCUGGACGUUCCAGCCGAGGGCGACACUCGGGCGAUGUCUGAACACACGUUUCGGGAUUACCGGCUCGAGCCAUAUCGCGUUACGCUGAUUGUCAGUGCGCAGAGCGAAGCCGGGGAGGUCAAGGGCAGCAGUUCCUUCUUUGUCCAGGUCAACGACGUUGAGGGGUUUGUUGUCGGUGGAUGGGAUGUGGGUGGCACGGCUAAAUCAGCGGUAAGGGCUCUGACGGCCGUAGCCCAAGUCCUCGUCAUUGUGUUGAUAUGGCUGGGAAUCCUGAGCCCCGUCUGGUUGGCGAUCCUGGCUGCUGUGAUCCUGUUCCCGCGACUCCGGAGGCGUUUCUCUGGCGGAAGCUGGCCUGCCCCCCGAGUACUGCGCCGCCGUGGACAGGACGUUGAUGAAGCGGAAACCACGGGCGACACGGCUCGCGAUGGGACUUCCGCCGUGCCCCAAGCCGAGACGGAAGGCAGUCCGCUGGCCUUCGCUGAGCCCGCCACUGGCGCCGUGGUCUGUGACCAGUGCGGCAGGGAGAUCCCCGGAAAUGAUCCCAUUGGCAACCCUCCCAAGUAUUGUCCGUUCUGUGGCGCUGAUACAGAUUUCGUCCGAACGCUGAGCGGUUCCAGGCACGCGUCCCACCGCCAGCAACUGGUUGCGAGGUGA
Molecule: messenger RNA, 1893 nt
Organism: Geodia barretti
Lineage: Eukaryota; Metazoa; Porifera; Demospongiae; Tetractinellida; Geodiidae
Source: the annotation of a GenBank genome assembly